UCAGGUUGGGAAGGUCAUAAUACGUGAAUUUGAAGGUUCGGUGCUUCUGAAUGGCUGGACGGGCGCAAUGGUGGUUAAAAUUAGUCUUGUCAAUACCAUGACGUAGCCACAUAGACUGUCAGCAGUGUGUGUCAAUAGAAGACUUCAUUCGUCAUCCUGGGACACUCCAGGACACCGAACUUUUGUUGUUAUUUCGUGGUCGGGAUAUAAUUACGUGGAUACUGAAACUUCAUUUGAAGUGUUGGAAGUCUUUGGUGGUGGUAUUGGAACCAAGACUUCAAAAUCAUGGCGUCUUCACCAAAACUGUCAGAUGAUGUGUCAGGGGAAAGUGUAGUGCGGUUGAGUGGAGAAGGCAAAGCACAGCACUUCAUGGGGUCAUGUUACUCCAGCAAGACCAAGGACGGCAACGAUAAUUCUGCAACUAAUAUGCCUGGUCCACGUCCUAAGUCUUAUGCCUAUCAAACCAAAGGCCAAAGAUACCCUGGAUCUGCGACUAAAGAUCGGAGCAGUGCUAGUCUAGAAGAAAUCACGCCAAUGGUGAACGCCAAUUUACGCCGCUCAAAAAGCAGUGUAUCAAAAUUGAGUUCAAGUUCGCAGUCGUUAGAUAAUAAAAAUGCCAACAAAGAAACAAAUAUUGCUUCGACGUCUGCUGCUGGUAAGACUGUACCGGAAAGUAAACUCAAGGCCCGGUUCGGGUUCGGGAUGUUGCGACGGAAAGACGAUGAAAACAGUAAUAAAACUUCAUCACAGACUAGUCUCAAUAGUCAAAGCAGUCGUCAUGGAGGAAGUGUGGAAAAAAUAAGUAAACCGGAGAAGGGGUCGAAAUCGUCACCGUUAGUCGAAUGUAAGAAUAGAAACAAUUUAGAUAAUACCAAAAAUGACGCUUUGUCCAAGUCGACAAAGUCACCAGUUAUACAUCGUUCAAGUCCUGCCGCAGCAAAACGUCCUGUUUCUGCCGAAUAUAGAGUGGAGAGUAAAGCAUUAAGAUCGGACAAAAGUAGAGACGUUCAAAGUGCAAAGAGUGGUGCCAUAUCUAGUCAGUCCUCGAGCCGCUUACCUGUUGGUGGGAGGGGACCCCUUUUAUCGAAGCUACAGGUACCCAAAUCCAAGGCACUGUCCCAUACUGAUCACUUCGCUGCCAAGAACAUCAGCCCCUAUCCAUCUCCAAAAACCACACGGAACCUUUCCUCGAAGAGUUUACUGAAGCCAGCUGUGAGCCGUCCGCCGAGUAAAGUUCACAAUGCCAACGUGGAAUCUACCUAUAAUAAAGCAGAUGCUAACAAGGAGAGUGAAAAAGCUGCACCAAGUGUUCAGGAGAAUGGGGAAGAAAAUGGGAACUAUGUAUGUGAAGAAGCUGACAAGAACUCAAAGUCAGUGGUAUCUUCAGAACUGACGGAAGAACCAGGUAUCAGUUCAGUUAAACUUUAUGAGUCUCAGCAAGAUAAUGCUAGCACGACUAGCAGUGUUCGAAGCUUGAUCGCCCAGGCUAAGCGCGUGUCGCUAACUCUGAAUGGAUCAGAGCGAUUCACACCCGAUUCUUUACCGGAUACGCCGUACAACAAGCGUGCGCCAUUGGCAACGUUUGAUAGUUCUGUAGAGGGGAGUUCGUUUAGUCUGUUGUCUGACGAUUUGAUGUUGGAUUAUGACGAACUGGAAGAUGAAGAGUUAGAAAAGACGUUGUGUAAGUCGUUAUCAGCUGCGAGCACGCCAGCAGAGGAGAAGUCCAUACUGCAACAAUUUGCUAUGGCGCAGCGGAAAUCCCCUGGGGACGAGAGAUCUGUUUUACAACAGUUUGCGUUAAUGAAUCGGAAGAUGAAGCCACGUAGUAAAUCGGUGGAAGCAUUACGGAAGAAAUCUAUUGGGAAGUCGCCACUUACGAUAGAUAGUACUGGGACUGUGAAGAAUGGCCACUCGGACCUGAAUGAUUCGAAGCAGGGUGGGGUUGAAGUGGGCGAGGUGGAUUUGGAGGUUAAAGCUGGAGAGAUUGAGGGGGAGGAAGCAUCUCAGGACGAGGAGGUCUGUGUUUCUACAGGUACCGUUGCUUUAGAAAGUACUCCAGUCAUCGAGGAAGAAGUCCUUGCGACUGUCCAUGCGACGGUAGAAAAUCGGCCUACGACACUGCUGUUAGGCUUGCCCAAGAAAGUGUCUGAAGCAUCAAAACUGAAAGAUAUUGAAGCUGAGAAAAAGGCAGAAUCAAAAUUAUCGGCUCCAAAAACUGUGAAGGAGUCGAAACUGCAGAAAAAGUCUGGACUAGUCCAUCCUUCUUCUGUGAAGUCAGGUUUAGUACAACCUGGCAUUAAAUCGGGAAUUACGCAAUCUGCCACUAAAUCAGUGGAAAAAUCAGAAAAGACUGAAAAAGUAUCAGAAAAGACUGAGGGGGUAAAAGUAUUGUUAAAGACAGAUAAAGUCAUCGGGAAACCCCCGACUGCUGGUGCCAGUGGCGGACUGACGAAGAAGGUCUAUGGUGAAAAGAAGGCUCCUUUGGUCCGUAGUGCGACUGACAACCCAACAAGGCCACGAUCACAAACUCUCAGUGAGCUGAAUCAACUCAUGCAGGACACCACACCUACGAAGGCUCCUCAUCUCCGAACUCGUUCCCAGUCCAGUCCUCUGAAGCCACCACGGCCGCGGUCCGUCUCAUCCAUCGAUGAAGAGGACUACGUCCAGAUGGACGGCUACAACUAUCGCCACAUCAUGCAGGAUGUGACGACUUUCAAGACGAUGCUUCACAAACUGAAGCGUCAGCUGCAGGAUGAUGAGUUGAGCAGUCCAUUUGAAGUUGAAUCAUAUGGUCGGUUACCGGGUGGUGGUUAUCGUGGUUCAUCAUUUGGUAGUGACACGUCUGCUCCGGGUGUAGGUGCUGUGUCGAUAUCAGAUGCAGGCUCCCUCAAGAGGCAACGGUACCGGGAUUCUACCGGUAGUUACGGCACGUCCAUGUCAUCAGUGGCAUCUGUAGGAGUGGAUGAAUUGUCUGAGGAGAACACUACGCUGCGACAUCAAGUUGCUGUUCUACAGCGACAGCUGGAAGAGAAAGAAAGAACAAUAAAGCUAUUACAGCAACAAAUGACAAAGUAUACGGGUAUAGACUUAGAGAAUCCCAGCUGCCUGAGUGCCGCCACACAGACUGAUGAGGAUGUCCAAGACAACAAGACCAACUCUAAAAAGUUACAGAAGGGAACAAUACCUCAGAAAGGACAAAUUCCACAGAAAACACUCGUCAACGAUAUCCUGGACGAGGUUACUCGAAGAUCCAAUGAGGGCGCAGAGAAUUUCCGAAACCAGCUGAAUGCUGUUGAGGACACUUUCACUAACAUGACGGGGAAUCUGAGGAAUGCGCAUAGGAGUUUUAGUCAGACGUCUCUGAAUAAGGUGAAGUGAUGCCAGGUCAUCUGUGACUAUGAUAAGAUGGAUGUAGAUUCCUGGAAAGACUUGGAUGAAUACUGGUGGUUAUGGUGCAUGGAUUAGUCAAGUUUUCUGGAUUGGACGUUAUAAGCAGUUGGAUUUUAUUUGCUCUUUUGCAUGGCCAACUCUAUGGAUAUUGAGUGACUUGAUUUUGGAGAUUGUGAUUCAGUAUGAAGUGGUGUUCAGUCGGAUAAUGCAAUAAGUGUUAGCAUAAUGCAGUGGAUCACUGGUAUAGAGCGUCAAGGGAUUCAGAUUAUUUUCAGCUCCUAAAAACGGGGACUGUAAGGGAGGGAGGCGAAAGCUAAAUGCUGUGUACUGUUUGUAGUAUUGUCAUGAUAUCGGACCACAAUAAGACCAGUAAUAGAAGACCCGUCCAGAGUCUGUGCUACCACAAAAAUGGGGGAUUCACGGCACUGCUAUCUGAUAAGGGUAUGAUCAGUCUGAUCACACCCUGUCAAGUACUUUAAUAAGUAGCGCUUUAUGCUUGGUCAUGCUAUUCAUGUCUGUAUGUGAUGUAUGUGAUGUGCCCUGUUAACAGGCAUGUGCCAAAAGCUAAAUGUUUAGCUUCUAGGUUGUGCUGCCAUCUAUAAUCAUGGAUCUGAUUGUAUUCUAACUGUGUUGUCAGUGUAAAACCCCUACUCCACUAAUAUGGGGUGUAUCAGUGUCAAAAUCUGGGCAAACCUUUUUUCUACUCACUGAUAUGAAAAAAAAGGAUGAAGAUUACCUUCAGCUUUUUAAUGGGAGUUCCUUACAACCAGUAAAAACAUUUGGAAAGAGGUCUGUUGUUGCUUUUCCUUUUCAAAUUAUCUGUUAAUUUUCCGUGGUUCAGAUUUUUUAACAAAAUUUAUUUAGAAUGCUCGAAUGAGUUAUUUCAAUAUCAAUCAAUUUUGUAUUGGGGACGGUUAUUAUUUUUGUUGAAAGACACCGUAAAAAGAUUUUGUUUUUAAAGUUUACUUCCAGUGUUUUAAUGUAAGUUUUGUUAUCACUCGUUGGUUGAAAAUGGUAAGGCAUCUCAUUAAGGGUCAACUCGUUUGAAGUAUGAGACUGCUGCAUCAUGGGAAAUGAAUGUGUGGCAGGAAAGUCGGCGUUAAUUCUCAAUGUGAUUUUAUUUUAUUAUUUUCUUUCUUGGAGUUGGGGCUAAUUUUUAUGGGAGAAAAUAUGUGAAGCCUUCCAGGUUGCUUUAUAAAAAGGCCCAAAAUCUAUACCAUGUGGCUUUUUCAGUUGUCCAAGUUUAGUAGUGUACUGUUUUAACUUAAAAUUGAUGUUCAAACUGAGUAUAGAUAUUUAUAAUGAGUGUCAAUGAUGAUUAAAGCAUUCAUGCUUGCAUUUGAUGCCAGGGUCUGAAGGAGAAUGAUCUCUUAGUUUAGUUUAUAGAGUGUUUAGAUUUCAGUACUAAAUUGUCAUUGGAUAGAUAUAGCAGAUUGGGCUGUCCUUCUCGCAGCACAAGUAGCAUGCUAAUGACUUGGAAGGUUUACCCAUAAUAGCAGCUAAUUGGGCAAUAGCAUGUACUGCAUCAGGGGCUUUUCUGCUUGUAGACAAAGAUCAACUGUGAUCUGCUGUUGUUUUGACAUUCUGUGCUGAAAUCUUUAAACAAUUCUAUGUAUCUGUCAUUCCGUUUAAGUACCACAUUCCAGGCUUCUAGUCAUAAAAAAUGGUCAGUAAUUACAUGUGAGGAAUGUGUCUUCCAAUAUGUAACGUCAAGUAUGCAUUAUGUAUACUUGAUUACGUUAGCUAGGAGCUAUAUGUAUUCAACCUUCUGUCAAAAAACAUUUUUCUUGUGAUAUAAUCCUUGAAGUUGGUAUGGCUCCUGAUGGAGUUGACAGUAAUGAUAAGUUAUACCUAAACCUUUUGAACAGAAUAGGUUGCAGCUCUGUUCAAUCUUUGUUUGAUGCGCUCAGAGAGAAAGAGUAAGCGAGAGCAAGUAAAAGCAGCAGUGAGGAAAUACCAGGGAUCCCCUGAAUAACAGCAAUAUUCAUCUGACACAAUUCCCAUGGCAUGCAUGGAGGAUUUCAUAUUCAUGGAGUUUACUAACAUUGUGGAAAUUCUGAUCGAUGAACUCAGCAGUUAGAAACAGGUGGUGCUCCUCAGUCUCAAGAGCUGUGGAGACAAUGCUCAUGUCUGAAACUUUUGGAGUAGUGCGGAGUCCUUACUUCAUUGACCAUCUAGAACGUACAUGUGUUAUAUUGAUUAUGGAAUAUGUCGCAAAUGUCACUCUCUGUUAAUAAAUGAAUGAAUGAAGUGAUUUCCUUUUGUGUGUAAUGCUAAUAGGGUGCUAACAAUGACUAUCUAGAAUGAUCAAGUGUUACACCAAUUCUGAUUUUGGCUAAUAUGUGUUAAUGAGUGAGUGGGUGUCAAAGGGCUAGUCUAAUGGUCACACUGGUUUUAUGAAUCCGCUCAUGGAAUCAGACCGCUCUGACAUCCUAAAGUGGGAAACGGACCAUACCACACAAUUGUGGAUGGACGCCUUGAAAAAAGAAUAAUGGACGGUCUUUUGAGCAACCACACUCACUCUACAGCCCUUACCGGUACUUUUGAAAAACUACUUAUAAAGUUACUUUUCCAUCAUAAUAUGUAAGCUUAAAUGUGCCAUCUACUUGUUUGUACAAACUGUAAUAAUUGUUGUAAAUUAUUUAUUGAGGUAAGGUACAUGUACUGUCAUCUUUCAUUUAUCAUUUAUCAGUAACCAAGCAAUCUGAAUAUCACUUAAAACCUUUCUUUACAUUUGCUGAUGAAAUUUAACCGUAUGGCUGUUUCGUAAAUUACUUGAUGUCAUCAUAUACAUGUAAAAGAACCUCUGUAACAGAUGGGAUCAGAACAAAUCUACUUGUUAGAAGAACAGUUAAAAGAUACAUGUAGGAUACAUUUUACCAACAGUUGAAGUAAUUUUAAUUAUCUUGGAAUCUUUAUAAACUGGGUUGCUUGUUUGGCUUUCAACUUGAAGUUUAAUCUUUGAUAUCACAGGGGUGGGCGUCAGUAAAUGUGCAAUUUUCGUGAGUUUCAUUCCAUUUUCUUCAUCUGCUGUGAUGAGAACUGUAAGACAUGACACUUCAGUAAAAGGUGUAAAAAUGUUGUAAAAAUAAAACAUUGAAAUUU
Messenger RNA from Lineus longissimus, 6495 nucleotides. RefSeq lists its product as uncharacterized. Bases 286 to 3378 code for a protein of 1030 amino acids. The transcript is spliced from 10 exons. Lineage: Eukaryota; Metazoa; Nemertea; Pilidiophora; Heteronemertea; Lineidae. The record is from RefSeq and is a predicted model, not a curated record.